Messenger RNA from Yamadazyma tenuis ATCC 10573, 1822 nucleotides. Lineage: Eukaryota; Fungi; Ascomycota; Pichiomycetes; Serinales; Debaryomycetaceae. The record is from RefSeq and is a predicted model, not a curated record.
AUGUCAAUUGAGUUGAUUCAGAAGUUGUCUCAGCAGUUAAACUUGGACACCUUUAUCGAUACGGAUGCCUACUCUCAUAUCAUUGAUCAACCGUACCACGAUGAACUGGGGAACCUGAUAAAGUUUCAGCGGUUAUCGAUUGCUGGGUCGUUGAUUCUCAUUGAUAUUGACUUCCUUGACUCUGUCAUUUACAGAGUAUCAUUCUCGCUGGCCAAUCAACUUUAUGAUAACAAACUAAGUGACAUAAACUCAUCGGGUGCAGAGUCCAACACCAAAAGCCCUCCCACUGUUUACAAACAAGACAACAUCAAUGUUAUCAAAUUGACCUUUGCAUUUGAUUCGGUUGAAUCGAUUCUCGACAAAAAGGAAUACAAUAACAUCGAAGUUAUCCUCCUUAAAAGCUUACAGGCACCUAAACUAAUGAACUUCCCAAGGAACUUGAAGUACUUGGCAAAGCUAGACAGAUUAUCUAAUACCCACAUAGAUGCCUUCACGUAUGUCGACAACGCAGCACUGAUUUUAAAGGCCAUAUACAGCCUUGAAACUCAAGCCUCUGUCGACUGGCUCAUUGAAGCAGGAUACAGUAACUCCAUUGGAAAACCUUGUAUCAAUAAACCGUGGAGCAACGAUGUGGGAAUCUUCUUGGAAUUUUGGGAAGAUUUCAGGUACAUUAACCACGAGUAUCAACAGGAAGGCUCUGGAUUGCUCUUGGGGCAAAAAUACAGCUUGCUUUUCGACCUUGACCAGAGUACCCGUAAGUCUCCAACUGAUUUUAUAGGGGAGGCCCGAGACCAUAUUUGGGAAUUCAAUGGUGAGAAGUACCAACUCCAGUUUGGUGAUAACACCUACUUGACGACCGGUAGAUCAUCUAUAACUGCCUCCACCAAGAAUGACACAUCAUUCACUUCCAACUGGGCCUUUAAUUUGGUGUUAAGUCAUCCCAUUUACUUACCCAUCAAUAUCAUUGAGUUUAUUGGCAUCGAAUCCUUUGAGGAAAGCGACUUCAAGGACGACACGUUCUUCGACAAAUUGAAUGUUGAAAAAGAUUUCUAUGUCCAUUCCAAGGUCAACAAAGGUUUGAAGUUCUCAAUCAAGAGCGAUAUCCAUUCAAAGUUUGUGUCAGUUCGCUCGUUAUCAAUUAAGACUUUGCGUGAUAUUCCCUUGUUCAUCAGAAUAUUUCGCAACCAAAUUGUUUUGACUAAUAUUCUCAAGCAACUAAUUUGGUCCAAUGGUUGCAAAAUUGGCGGAGAAGUGGAAGAAGAAGAUAAGGACUUUGAAGCCAAGUCCAAGUUGAAGAAUUCCCUUCUGUUGGCAAACUUAGACGACCAACUUCUUAGUUUACAUGUAUUGAACAAAUCCAAGUUUACCGAGACAGAGGAAACCGAUUUGGACGAAUUUAUGAACGAAGAGUCUCCUUUUGAACUGGAUGCAGAAGAAGGAUUGGUGGUGAAGAUCAGUGAAAUGUCCUACAAUACAAAGAACCUUGACACGUUCAUUGAAAUCUUUGGCAAAUUCAACGACUUAACCGUCGAUAUUCACUUGAAAAUCUCUAACGGAGAAAUAGUGAGCAACCACAUUAAUAGCGUGAUGGAUGAUGAAGCUAUCACACAAUACAACCGGUUUAUCAAGUGUUUGAACAUUACCGAAGAUAUUGUCAAAAGUUUGAAUCACGUUUACCCUCCCACCUAGUUUCUAGAAAAUGUGAGCGUGCGCGACCCUUCUCUCGUUUGCGGGCGUUAUGGAAGAGAAAUCGAAAAAAAACGCUGAAAACAUUCAUACACUAUACUAUGCUCAGAUCGCACAAAUGAACAGAAGUGACCAU